GACGUCGCGGAGUUCACAGACAGAACUGCAAGCGCCGGGAGCGCGGGAGGGAGUGUUGGUCCCUCUGGGUUUGGACGCUUCGCUACCUGCUCACCUGGCCGCGGGUGCAUCCCGGCAGCUACAGCCCGGAGUGGGUGUUCCCCGCCGCAGCCGCAAUGGUGUCCCCGGUCACUGUGGUGAAAAGUGAAGGACCUAAACUGGUACCCUUCUUCAAGGCCACUUGCGUGUAUUUUGUGCUCUGGCUGCCCUCCUCCAGCCCGUCCUGGGUCAGCGCCCUCAUCAAGUGCCUGCCCAUCUUCUGCCUGUGGCUCUUCCUGCUGGCGCAUGGCCUUGGAUUCCUGCAGGCCCACCCCAGCGCUGCCCGCAUCUUUGUGGGGCUUGUCUUUUCUGCUGUAGGGGAUGCCUUCCUCAUCUGGCAGGACCAGGGCUACUUUGUGCAUGGUAUGCUGAUGUUUGCUGUGACACACAUGCUCUACGCUUCAGCCUUUGGCAUGCGGCCACUGGCUCUCCGGACUGGUCUGGUGAUGGGAUUGUUGUCCGGCCUGUGCUAUGCCCUCCUCUACCCCGGCCUCUCAGGUGCCUUUAUCUACCUGGUGGGCAUCUAUGCGGCCCUCAUCAGCUUCAUGGGCUGGAGAGCCAUGGCAGGGCUGCGGCUGGUCGGGGCAGCGUGGCGCUGGACGGAGCUGGCAGCUGGCAGUGGUGCACUGCUCUUUAUGAUCUCAGACCUGACCAUCGGGCUCAACAAGUUCUGCUUUCCUGUGCCCUACUCUCGAGCACUCAUCAUGUCCACCUACUACGCUGCUCAGAUGCUCAUCGCCCUGUCUGCCGUUGAGAGCCGGGAGCCAGUGGCGGACUGUAGACUGAGAAAGGCCGACUGAGAGGCCUGUUCUGUGCAUCUCUGUCUCCUGGGGUUGAGGUCCAGGUCCUGGGAACCUACAGGAACUGGCUUAGGACGGCUGCAGAGCAGCCUGGAGCAGCAGGUACUGCCUGGGUUAAUUGUCGAGUUUGAGGGGGUAAGCAGAAGGACCUCGCUAGCAAACCUGGUGGUCCAGCACAACACUGCCAGCUCAGUCAGCCAAACAUAGACCUCUCCCACCUCUACCCCAUUAUGACUGUCAGAUACCCCCCACCCCAGGAUUAUGGUGCUUACUUUGACCCUGUUCCCUGCUAGGUGGAAGAGUGGUUGUAUUUCUUAUGCCUAGGACCAAGGUAGCGCUGGACUUACCCACUCUCACCCUUUCUGAUUUGCAUAAAGUUGCAGGAAAGAGGGGAAAAGAUCUCUGCCGAGGACCCAGGGCCAGGGCUUAAAGGACUUUCACUGGCCCUUAGUUGGGAAGAUUGGAUGAGGGUGGAGUCCCCUUUCCCCUUGUGUAUCCUUAUUACUUGAAUAAUCUUUACGUGGUGAGUGUGAAAGGGAAGGGAUGUCUGUCCGGGUGGCAGGACAGGGAAAUUCCUGGGUUGGAGAGCUUGUGUAUACCAAGGACUCAGUUGGCCCUGUGUCUUUCACAGGCCAACCCAGAGUUCAGGCCCCCUAAAAUUACCCUUAGAUCCUGUUUCCAGAGCUAGGGUGACCCAUGCCAAAGGAAGGGGUGGUCUGUGUGCGUGUGUGUGUGUGUGUGGUCUAUCUUCUGACCUGUGUUUCCCUGCUGUAUGUCUCUGUCCUACUGUCCGUAAAUGUCUCAUAGGGAGAGGGCCUCAGGGAGCUGCUGAGGGUUGUGGAGCCUGGCUCAGAGCCAGGCUCCCCACCUUGCAACCCAUCCUCAGAGUUUUCCUCCCUGCCCCUCCUGCACUGGGAGCAAGAGGAAGGGGCUCCUAAUGACACUCUAGGGUCUUAAAACUCAAGGCACAUUCAAUGCAAGGGGAGUAAGGAUGGAGCAAUCCGUCCUUUACUGCCCACUCAUGCGAAAUAAAAAAUAAAAACUAAGAGCCAUUGGCUCGCCCACUUGUCUGGCUGUGUGGCACGUGCCUGUCCUGGAGAGGAGGUGGGGGCAUAGUGCCAGGGGCCCUGGCUGUCCUCAGAGUCUGGGUCACAGUCUUGGGACAGGCAUCUUGGCGUCAGGCUGGUUCCUUGGCUCUGCAGGUUGGAAUGGAUCUCACUUCCGUGGUCACGUGUGUGUGCAUGAGGAUGUGUUUCAGGAGGGUGGGGGAUGGGUAGCACUUGCGUUUGUCUGCCUUUUUUGUUGAUGCACUCAUGUUUGUGCAUCAUAUCUUAUCCCAGUGUCCUCCUCUUGCCCUUAUUACCCAGUGUCCUCCUCUGGCCCUUAUUACCCAGUGUCCUCCUCUGGCCCUUAUUACCCAAUGUUCUCCUCUUGCCCUUAUUACCCAGUGUCCUCCUCUGGCUCUUAUUAACCAGUGUCCUCCUCUGGCCCUUAUUACCCAGUGUCCUCCUCUUGCCGGCCUCCCACCCCCUCCCACUCCAUCCCUGCUGUCUGCUGUAGAACAUCGGGUUUCUUUUUAAGCAUCUCCUUCUACUUGGACUCUGAGGUGUGGGAUUAGAUUGGCUGAUUCAUACUCUAGCCCUGACAGAAUAAUGCCUCACCUGACUCUGGGAGCAUUUGCAUUUUAACAGGAAGGUGACUACAGCAUGGGUAGAGUUGUUGCACAUUUGUAGGGGUACCAUAGAGGAAGACUUAUAUCCCAUGGGCUUGCGUGGAUCCAUUUUCUCUCUUUUUUUGUUUUCUGAGACAGGGGCUCACUAUGGAAUUUAGGGUGGCCUUGCACUCACCGUGUAGCCUAGGCUGGCCUCAAACUCCUGCUGAUCCUCCUACCUCAGCCUGCCAAGUCCUGGGAUUUUAGGUGUGAGCCACUAUGCCUGGUUAAAUCCAUGAGUUUGCAAACUAGAGUUUUCCCCUUUGUUUCCUUUCCCUUUCCCUCCUUUCUGCGCUCUCUGUGUCCCCUUCUUUGUCCCAUUCCUCUCUCCCCUCCCUACUUCUACCUCCCUUUUUUCUUCCUUCUCCUGCCUCUGAGGAUCCGACUCCUGUCUUGCACAUGCUCGGUGUGCACUGUGCCACAGAGCCACACUCCUAGCUCCAAACUAGGGUUUUUACAGAUUCCUAGUGGAGAAGAGGAGGACUCAAAGGCUCUUCUUUGUUGUUGAUGUUUUGAGACAGAGUCUCACUGUGUAGUUCAGGUUGGCCUUGAGCUCACUGUGAUCCUCCUACCUUCAGCCUCCUGGGUGCUCGGAUUAUCGGCAUGAGCCACCAUGCCCUGACAAGACUGUCUAUUCUUAUUUUAAAUCUGUAGCUAAGAAUUGUUUCUCUUCAGGAAGCAUUCCACCGUGAAAGAUGUUUGAAACUCAGUGGACUGGAUGACUGGUCCCUUCUAGCUAUGAUAUUAGGAUUGCUGGGAACUGAUGAGGCAAAAUCCUAAUCCUUUCAAACACUGGAAUGCUCAACAGAGACCAGCCUGGUGUGAAGAAGCAUGAGGAAGGAGGACAGGGAGGAAGAUGAAGCUGGCAGGAGUUGCCCCCACCUGGAGGCUGUGGAGGAGGAAAAGCCAAGUCAAGGCCCAGGCACCUGGCUAGAUGCUCUAUUGUGCAUGGAUUUGCAGCCUGGUCUCUCACAAGCUCUGCCCACCCACCUGGUUGGGAAGGGUGAGCUCAGUGAGUUUAUUGUCCCAUCCCUGCACAGAAUGUUUACACUGGUGUGACCAGAGGGCAAAAUGGGUUCCAUGUUGGGAACAGGCCCAAAAGCCCCUAUCAUGGCAGCCUCCCGGAGCUCUCAUAAGGUGCUUGGAUUUCUUUGUAGGCUCUAUGAUGGAUGCCGAUUGUCUUGUCAUCUUUGUCUGAAAGACUAAAGCAAAUGUUCAUUCAUGAACAUUGCUGGGGAAUGGGUAAACUCCUAACUGCUGGACUUCAGAGUUAUGACACAGGACCUGGGGCUGAGCCUUGGGACCCUCAAUCCUAGGUUGGCUGAGUUUAUGUGGUCAAAAGCUACCCUGGUUCAGCACCUGACAUGGUGCACUGUGCCAGGCACUUCCCUGCUCCAUCUCAUUCUAAUCUCACAGCCCCAGGAGGUGAGAAAACAGGCUCUUCAGAAAGUAGUUUUCCAAGGGCACAUGGCUGGUCAGUAAUGGUGUCAGGCCCUGUGCCCACGUGCUUACAACCCAGAGUGAAGUCCUCAGGAUCUCCAGCUAAGCAAUGAGUGCUGGACACCUCUCCCAGUGCCCUUGCCAGUUUGGCAGUUUGGCAGCCACUCUGCAGGCUUUGUCAUCUCAGUGCUAGACACUUAGUUGAGCACUUGAGAGACAGCAAAAGAACAUGAUUCUUUCUCCAAGGAAAGGCAACUAUAACUGAUGGACAAAGUCUAUAACCAUGGAGACCAAAACAAUGUGACAUAAUGAGGCUGGAGAGAUGGGGAGUGGGAACCUUGGUUAAGAUUUUACCAUGAGGAUCGGGAGAGCUGGGUGGGAGGUGAGAAGGAGCAAAGCAGGUCAAGUUUAUUUGGUUCAUGUUGCUAGCUGUGCAGCUAAGGAGACAGUAGACUCUGUGAGAAGGAAUAACUGUCUCCCCCAUCUGUUCACAAACAUGAGCAUAAGCAAGUCAUAUGUGCCUGAGAGGGAGGUUCUGCAGUCUUCGCUGUUUGUGUUUCCCAUUUGUGCUCAUCCUAGACCAGUUGGUUUUCAAUCUUGAUUGCCCAUCACUGUGAUUUGCAAAAUUUUACAAACAUCCAGGUUAGGGUUAGAUUGAGGGUUUCAAAACCUGCCAGAGAACUUGUGAUUUUGUGUUUGGUUUAGAAGUGAUGGGCAGGAUCUUUUCUUUUUGAGACAGGCUCUCACUAUGUAGUUCAGGCUGGUCUUAAACUCACUAUGUAUCUCAGGCUGGCCUCAAACUCCCAAGGGCUGGGACCACAGGCAUGCACCACCAUGCCUGAUUGUAUCUUUUCUAAAGGUGACCUAACUCCACUGUGGGUUGCUAACCACGGUUUAUCAAGGGAUCACACGCAGAUCUGCAGGGGCCAGGAAUAUAACAAAGACUUUGGGAGCAUGGGAGAGGUAACCUUGAGUAUCUGCAUCACCUGAUGGCAGUCAAGAUUAAACAGAGGACUGUGCCAGUGAAAAGAGAGUUGAUGAAUGGCCCAGGAGACUGUGGUUUUGUUCCUGUGCCUCAGAAAGGAUCUAUCACCCUGCCCCCACCUGGUCCCAGAGGUGCCCUUACUACAGAUGGCGAGGGAGCACACCGCACUCAUCACUGACCUUGAGUGCUCAGGUGCAGGCAGGGAUGACAACGGUGGGAUGGUGCACUUGCAGCUGACGGAGUUAUGCUAGAACUUGGAGUUCACCUGCAAGGGAGAUGCUGACAUCUCCCUUGCAGAGGAUCACUGUGGGCCUCAGGUUCCCAAGUAAGGCACAGGUCAUGUGCAGUCCUGGCUUCGGAGCACCAUGUGAGGCUUGAGUGGGUUCUAGGAGGCAAUGAGUGGCACCAGACCUUCUGGUAGCUUCAUGCUCAGGUCCUCGACUAUGUGGUGGGAGGACAAAGCAGGUGGUGGUGAAUGGCCCCCAAGUGUCCCACCUGCCACCCCAGCUUUUGAGCUUCAGGGGCACCCUGGAGACCCAGCUUUGUGGAACCACAAAGAUCUGGGCCAGAUUUUCAGAUGCAGGCAGCUGUGGGGGUACCCGCUGCACUGAUUCCUAAAGGCUCUUCCUGUGGGACUCCCCACUGCCCAGCCUGCACCCACUCCAGGAGUUCUCAGCCCGAACAGAGGUUUACUUUUUUACAUUUUCCCAGACUAGAAGGUCCUUUCCAGCCCCCACUUGUCAGAUCUGGGUACCUAGUAUUUCCAACUUACCCAGACCCUACAUUAGCUUUGCUUCUGUGUCUUCUCUGUCCCAUUCGGCCCCUAACCCCUAAUUCCCGUUUACUGAUUAUCCACUUGUAACCCCUGCUGUGCCUGAUGGACGAGGCACUCUCUUCGAGCCUGCGGCAGCAGAUGUCCUAGAGUCACAAAAACAUGAAGUGUUACUCUGCCAUUUGGGAGCCCUGUGACCUUGGGAAAGUUACCUUUUUUUUUUUUUUUUCUGAGACCCAUUUCCUCAUUUGUAAAAAAAGGACUAACAAGAACUGUUCCUUUCAAAGGAAUAAUGAGUAAAGGGCUCAGCAUGCAGUUACUAUUCAAUAAACAUUCAUUCUUUUCUUUC
This is a messenger RNA of Cavia porcellus (domestic guinea pig), 6135 nucleotides long. It is a transcript of the gene Tmem86a, whose product is annotated as transmembrane protein 86A. The record is from RefSeq and is a predicted model, not a curated record. The coding region runs from base 156 to 878 and encodes 240 amino acids. The transcript is spliced from 3 exons. Lineage: Eukaryota; Metazoa; Chordata; Mammalia; Rodentia; Caviidae. Gene Ontology annotation, molecular function: hydrolase activity. Gene Ontology annotation, cellular component: membrane.